GUCGUUUAUAAGGGGAGCUGUGACAAACUCCUUGCCAGCCCUCUUCCUCCCACUCGGCUGCUCUUACGGAGUCCUCAUUCCACCCCCCUUGUUUCCGCAUUCAUCCUGAGUGGCUGGUGGGAACGUGAAAAGGGAGAGGAAAAGGCGCAAGAAGCCAGAGAGAGGGGUGUGGGAAAAGCGAAAACAGGCUGCCAAAUCAGGGGAUUCCUUCCAAUUUAAAAAGGAAGUCUGCUGACGUUAGUUAGUUAAAUUUAACAUCUUUUUAUGUGGUAACACUUGACUUCGGAAGCAAAAAUGAACUUUGCGGAGAGAGAGGGCUCUAAGAGAUACUGCAUUCAAACGAAGCAUGUGGCCAUUCUCUGUGCGGUGGUGGUGGGUGUAGGAUUAAUAGUGGGACUUGCCGUGGGCUUGACCAGAUCGUGUGACUCCAGCGGGGACGGCGGGCCAGGCACUGCGCCAGCUCCUUCCCACCUGCCUUCUUCCACGGCCAGCCCCUCAGGUCCUCCUGCCCAGGACCAGGACAUCUGCCCGGCCAGUGAGGAUGAGAGCGGACAGUGGAAAAACUUUCGACUGCCGGACUUCGUCAACCCAGUCCACUACGACCUGCACGUGAAGCCCCUGUUGGAGGAGGACACCUACACGGGCACCGUGAGCAUCUCCAUCAACCUGAGCGCUCCCACCCGGCACCUGUGGCUGCACCUCCGGGAGACCAGGAUCACCCGGCUCCCCGAGCUGAAGAGGCCCUCUGGGGACCAGGUGCAAGUCCGGAGGUGUUUCGAAUACAAAAAGCAGGAGUACGUGGUGGUCGAGGCUGAGGAAGAGCUUACCCCCAGCAGUGGAGAUGGCCUGUAUCUCCUGACCAUGGAGUUCGCCGGCUGGCUGAACGGCUCCCUCGUGGGGUUUUAUAGAACCACCUACACGGAGAACGGACAAGUCAAGAGCAUAGCGGCCACCGAUCAUGAACCGACAGAUGCCAGGAAAUCCUUUCCUUGUUUUGAUGAGCCCAACAAAAAGGCAACUUAUACAAUAUCUAUCACCCAUCCCAAAGAAUAUGGAGCACUUUCAAAUAUGCCAGUGGCGAAAGAAGAGUCAGUGGAUGAUAAAUGGACUCGAACAACUUUUGAGAAGUCUGUCCCCAUGAGCACGUACCUGGUGUGCUUUGCUGUACAUCAAUUUGACUCUGUAAAGAGAAUAUCAAAUAGUGGAAAACCUCUUACAAUUUAUGUCCAGCCAGAGCAAAAGCACACAGCCGAAUAUGCUGCAAACAUAACUAAAAGUGUGUUUGAUUAUUUUGAAGAAUACUUUGCUAUGAAUUAUUCUCUUCCUAAAUUAGAUAAAAUCGCUAUUCCAGAUUUUGGCACUGGUGCUAUGGAGAACUGGGGACUCAUCACGUACAGAGAAACGAACCUGCUUUACGACCCUAAGGAAUCAGCCUCAUCAAACCAACAGCGGGUGGCCAUUGUGGUUGCCCAUGAACUUGUGCAUCAGUGGUUUGGAAAUAUUGUGACCAUGGACUGGUGGGAAGACUUGUGGCUAAACGAAGGAUUUGCUUCUUUCUUUGAGUUUCUGGGAGUAAACCAUGCAGAAACAGACUGGCAAAUGCGUGACCAAAUGUUACUUGAAGAUGUAUUACCUGUACAAGAGGAUGAUUCUUUGAUGUCUUCGCAUCCAAUUAUUGUGACUGUGACAACCCCUGAUGAAAUCACAUCUGUUUUUGAUGGAAUAUCCUAUAGCAAGGGGUCUUCCAUUUUGAGAAUGCUUGAAGACUGGAUAAAACCAGAGAAUUUUCAAAAAGGAUGUCAGCUGUACUUGGAAAAAUACCAAUUCAAGAAUGCAAAAACUUCUGAUUUUUGGGCAGCACUGGAAGAGGCAAGUAGGCUACCAGUGAAAGAAGUAAUGGACACCUGGACCAGACAGAUGGGUUAUCCUGUGCUUAACGUGAAUGGUGUCAAGAACAUCACACAGAAACGCUUUUUGUUGGACCCAAGAGCUAACCCUUCUCAGCCCCCUUCAGAUCUUGGUUAUACAUGGAAUAUCCCAGUUAAAUGGACUGAAGAUAAUAUAACAAGCAGUGUGUUAUUUAAUAGGUCAGAAAAAGAAGGAAUCACUUUGAACUCUUCUAAUCCUAGUGGAAAUGCUUUCCUCAAAAUAAACCCAGAUCAUAUUGGGUUUUAUCGUGUAAAUUAUGAAGUAGCAACUUGGGACUCGAUAGCUACAGCGCUCUCCUUGAACCACAAGACAUUUUCUUCAGCAGAUCGUGCAAGUCUUAUUGAUGAUGCUUUUGCCUUGGCAAGAGCUGAACUUCUAGAUUAUAAGGUGGCUUUGAACUUGACCAAGUAUCUCAAAAGGGAAGAGAAUUUUUUACCAUGGCAGAGAGUAAUUUCAGCUGUAACCUACAUCAUUAGCAUGUUUGAAGAUGAUAAAGAGCUAUAUCCUAUGAUUGAGGAAUACUUCCAAGGUCAAGUGAAGCCUAUUGCAGAUUCUCUGGGAUGGAAUGAUGCUGGAGACCAUGUCACAAAGUUACUCCGUUCCUCCGUCUUAGGGUUUGCGUGCAAGAUGGGAGACAGAGAAGCCUUGAACAAUGCUUCCUCGUUAUUUGAGCAGUGGCUAAGUGGGACUGUAAGUCUUCCCGUAAAUCUCAGGCUUCUGGUGUAUCGGUAUGGGAUGCAGAACUCUGGCAAUGAGAUUUCAUGGAACUACACUCUUGAGCAAUACCAGAAAACUUCAUUAGCUCAAGAAAAAGAAAAACUGCUCUAUGGAUUAGCAUCAGUGAAGAACGUUACUCUUUUGUCAAGGUAUUUGGAUUUGCUCAAGGACACAAACCUUAUUAAAACUCAGGAUGUGUUUACAGUCAUUCGAUAUAUCUCAUAUAACAGCUAUGGGAAGAGCAUGGCCUGGAAUUGGAUACAACUCAACUGGGACUAUCUAGUCAACAGAUAUACACUCAAUAACAGAAACCUUGGCCGAAUUGUCACAAUAGCAGAGCCAUUCAACACUGAACUGCAACUGUGGCAGAUGGAGAGCUUUUUUGCAAAAUAUCCACAAGCUGGAGCAGGAGAAAAACCUAGGGAACAAGUGCUGGAAACAGUGAAAAACAAUAUCGAGUGGCUAAAACAACACAGAAACACCAUCAGAGAAUGGUUUUUUAAUUUACUUGAGAGUGGUUAAUGUAUUCAAAUGUUAAGAGUUUAAUUUUGUGAAUCUAUUGUUCUCCUCUGAAGCAUUUGGUGGCCUAAUUUACAAGCACGAUGGAGAGAGCCUUAUAAACAGAUAAUGCUUUUACUAAGCACUGUGUUUAUAUGUCUUGCAAAGCCUUUAAAUUGUUCCUCUUUGUUUAUGAAGAAAGAUACUAAUAGAGUACUUAAUAUACUCAGGGAUUUCUUCUAAGUGUACUUCAUAAGAGAUUCUUUACAAACUGAAGAUAAUGUAAUAGUUAUUUUAAUACCUUUAAAUAUCAUUCUUUGUAUCUUAAAUCUGUGAAGUAGAACAAUUUGGUCUUAGCUUUACAUUUUCAGUACCAAAGAAACACCACUUAAUCUUCUCUCUUGAUUGAUUUUUAAAGUUUAAAUACCAGUACUUGAGGGACCAAUAUUACCAUCUUAAUCUUUAUUUUAUUAUUCAGAAUUACACAGACCUAAUAUCAUUUUAUUCACAUAUGUCUUACUACUUUAAAUCCUACCAAAGUAACCUGGGCUUAAGUUUUACUUGAGGAUCGUAUGAAUUAGCCAAAAGAAUGGCUGACUGUUGCCUUUGCUCUUAUAAAAUCAAUGAGAACUCUUCUCUCCUUUUAAAAAUAAAUCUAAAUGAUUAUCUUGAAAAAGUAUUGUUUUCUAGUGUCACUUGACUCUUGAAUAAAAAUGACUGCAGUGUUCCCCAAAUAAUUUAACACAUUGCAAAUAUGAUUCAAGAAUCUGGCCUUUUUCAGGCUUGGUACUCUCUUCUCUCGCUCCAUUCUUUACAAAGCUCCUUCAAAUAUGCUAUGAAAUUAGAGGGAACAUAGUGCUUAACUCUGCUCCAUGGAUUUUAGAGGAAAAAAGCUAAAUAAUUGGAAACUGUUCAGGAAAGAGAGAAGGCAGAUUAUUUCUUAAAACUAAAUGGAAUUAGAAUUUAGCUUUGACCUCACCUAGCAAUCUAAGUGUGAAAAUGGGGAGACCUGUGGGCAUCCCCAGCAUGACUCUGCAUAUCUGAGCAUAUAUCUCCUUAUAGAUCAAUUUUAUGUAUAAACCCUUAGAUCCUAAUCCAUACAGAAUAGCACUGAUCAAAUUUAUAUGCAUGACUUGAUUAAAGACAUAAAUUUCAUAGAAGCUGGUGGCAAGAAUAUGUUUAAUAUGGCACUUGAUACCUCCUAGAUCCAUAAUGUAAGUCCAAUAGGCAGAAAAGAUGGUAAGUUACUAUGUUUCAAUCUGCUAUAUCUAGAAAAUCUAAAUUUAUUUGGAACUUUCAAAAACGUAAGGUAAUUUAGAAUCGGCUUGAUGAGAAUUGAAGUAUAUGGAAACAAAACCUUAGCUUUAACUUUAUUUAUACAAUAAUGUGCCCUAAUCAUGUACUCUGAAACUUUAUAAACUUUCCUGUUGCUGUUUCUUAAUUAUCACUUCUCAAUCCAUACAGCCAAACUAGUAAAUUCAAAUGUAGACUGGGUCUCGGGUGGCAGAUAUAGAAGAAGAAAUUUCCAGACCAAAAAAUAUUAAAUAUUAUUUUAAAUUAUUUCAGAAGCAAAAACAUAUUAACAUCAUAACUUAUCAGAAAAACCCCACUAUCCUCGUAAGACUUAACUUAAAAUUCUGACCACAGUCAGGACCAGCACUUGAAGUCUAUGUAUUGUUUCAGGUAGGACAUAUUAUGAAGUGAGAUGGUUUAUCCUUCUGUUUUAUGAAUUUAAUACAUUUUAAAAGAAAAAUGUUAGUUUAAGGGGGUGGUAAAUAAAACAGAUUUCAACUUGCCUACAAGACAUUCUAUUUCAUGCCUUUUCCUUUCGUUGUUCUAUUUCAUUCUAUUUUAAGCAUUAAACCUGAGAACAAAUUCUUUACUUCUUUUCACUCCACAUGCGAAAGAACUAUAUAUACUUUGUCAGAAUAAGUCUUCUAGACCAUCAGGUCCUUCUCAAAUAAUACCUGGUUUUUAAAAGGCUGAUGCCUAAUAGAUCUAUGCCAAGCACAGUUUAUUACUUUGCUUGCUUGGUUUUGCACAGUAUUCACAGGGGACAAAAAAUUUAGUAUGAUGUUUCCAAAAUUAAGCCACAGUAAAUUUAAAUAAUUAAUUUUAAUUGAAAAAAAAUGUAACCAUCUAAUUUCAAGAAUUAACUGGAAAAUAUGGGAAGCGAGGUCAUGUAGCAAAAAGCAAGGCCAGUAUUACUGCCUCCCCUCUAGGAAGCCCACUCCUGUAUUCCAGAUCAUUGCUAUGUACCCACAUAAUUAUAAAUUAGGAGUUUAAAUAAUAAAACAUAGACGUAAAACUGACAGGCAAGGGAGGUUUGGGAAGCAGGGGUGAGAUGUACACCUGGGUUGAAGGUAAUGAUACUCCUACAGCUUACCCUCCAAGUUGGUGAAGUGUUAGUCCAAAAGUAGAAAAAAACAGAGUAGGGGCAAAAAUCUAGAACAAUAAUUCUCAAAGGGAAUUGGGGGAUGAGAAGGAAGUAGAAAGGAGGGGAUUCAAAUUACCAGUAGUGCUUUCUAAAACAUGGUUAGGUAAUCAUCAUCAUCAAACUUUCCUUUUUUUUUUUUUUCAAGCAUUUUUAUAAACACUAGCACUCCACAUAAAAUUAAUUUUUACAAAACCCCCUUAAAGUAGAUACUGUUAUUGUUCUUAUUUUAGAGUGGAGAAACUGAGAUGGAGAAGUUAUAGAACUUGCGCAAGGCUAUAAAAGUUGUAUUUGGCACCAGCCAGUAUUUGAACCCAGGCAGUUUAUCACUCUAAUCUACAUUUUAAUCUGUAUUAGAGUAAAAAUAUGCUUUUGAAAUCAGAGUGACCUGGGUUGGAAUAUCAACUACUUGGUAGUUGAGUGCUUUUAACCUCUCCAUUGUUGUUUCAUCUAUAAAGUAAGGAUCAAAAUAGUAGCCACCUCAAUGGUAGUUGUGAGGAUUAAAUACAAAAAUGCAUGUAGAGGACUUAUGUAUAGGAAAUAACAAUCACUCAAUAAGUGUUAGCUCUUAUUAUUGUUACUAUUAUAUCUCCCCAUCCCUACUUAAGACACUAGUUUGAAGAAUAAAAUAAACUUUGGUUCAGGAAUAACCAAACCUAAGCAACUGAAGGCACUAAGGGUAGGCUAUAUGUUAGCCUGUGUUAUUGUUCAUAAAUAGUAAUUGCCCUGGUCUGGAAAAGGAUUCUAUAUCCUACCCCAUUGUAGUCUAGCAUGGUAUGUGACUUGCUUUGGCCAGUGAAACAGAGUGGAAAUGAUGUAUGUCAAUUUUAGGCAGAAACGUCCAGAGCCAGCACUUGGUUUGCCAUGUUCUCCGUGUUUCUUCUGCUCCUAGGUGCAGCAGUAUUCCAGAUAGAGGCCGCACUAUGAGCCUGAAUUCCAGGAUGAAAACAACAUGGAAUAGAACUUAGCCAGCACAGAGUACACAUGUGCUGUAAAUGAGAAAUAUCCCUUUGUUAUUGUAAAUCACUGAGAUUUUGAGGUUGUCUGUUACUUCAGCAUAAUCUAGCCUAAUAUAAACACCAAACUAACAUACGCCUCUACCAUAGUCAUUUAUUUCCUGUUCUUUCUCCUCCUCCUUCCUCUAUUUCAGGGUUUAGCGACCUUUUGCCUGCCUGUUUUUGUAAGGCCUGAAAGCCAAACAUAGUUUUACAUUUUUAGAUGGUUGAAAAAAUCAAAAGGAGAAUAAUACUUCAUGAUGUAAAAAUUAUAUAAAAUUUAAAUAAAUGUCAGCAUCCUUAAAUAAAAUUUUAUUGGAAUACA
Molecule: messenger RNA, 6898 nt
Organism: Pongo pygmaeus (Bornean orangutan)
Lineage: Eukaryota; Metazoa; Chordata; Mammalia; Primates; Hominidae
Gene: ENPEP
Product: glutamyl aminopeptidase
Exons: 20
Coding region: 295-3168 (957 amino acids)
Biological process (GO): proteolysis; regulation of blood pressure; peptide catabolic process
Cellular component (GO): cytoplasm; plasma membrane
Molecular function (GO): zinc ion binding; peptide binding; metalloaminopeptidase activity
Source: RefSeq, a predicted model, not a curated record